Molecule: messenger RNA, 598 nt
Organism: Empidonax traillii (willow flycatcher)
Lineage: Eukaryota; Metazoa; Chordata; Aves; Passeriformes; Tyrannidae
Gene: GGCX
Product: gamma-glutamyl carboxylase
Exons: 3
Coding region: 251-598 (115 amino acids)
Biological process (GO): peptidyl-glutamic acid carboxylation
Molecular function (GO): vitamin binding; gamma-glutamyl carboxylase activity
Source: RefSeq, a predicted model, not a curated record
GUCCCAGGAGUUGGGGUGCAGGGCAUGGGGGGUCCUGGCGAUUCGAGGUGGGGGAUCAGGGUCCAGGGCACAGGGAGGGGCUCGGUGGGUGGAUUACAACCCCCCCCUCCCCCCGUGUGUUCCAGGCCUGCACCUGGAGAACUUCGUGAGCGAGGACCUGGGGAACACGAGCCUGCGGGUGCUGCGGGGACAGGUGCUGGUGGAGCUGGUGGAGCAGCAGCAGAACCACUCGCUCAAGGAGGGCCAGGGGAUGCAGCUGCCAGCAGGGCAGUACCACAAGGUGCACACGGUGUCCCCGGAGCCCUCGUGUUACAUGUACCUGUACGUCAACACCACGGCCCUGCAGCUGGAGCAGAACCUGACGCGGCUGCGGGACCUGCGGGACCGCGUGCGCAACGGCACCGAGCAGUCCCCACUGCCCCCCGAGCUGCGGCCCAUCCUGGGGGAGCCGCUGCCCGCGGGGGCCCCGCUGGACCCGCUGGUGUCUCUGUUCCUGCGGCGGGAGCAGCGGGAGCAGCGGCGGGAGCGGGAAUCCAGCCCGGCCCAGCGGCUGCGGCGCUUCCUCCGCAGGAAGUUCUUCCUCUUCCGCCGCAGGUGA